AAUAAAUGUAAUUUAAAUGUGUGCUGUUAAUUAAUCAAAACCCUCCUUCCGCAGGGAAGUACUGUUCAAGAAAGCCAAGAUGAAGGCUAAAAAGAAACCAAGGCGACGCUCCGACAGCUCAGGAGGCUAUACACUGUCUGAACUUAUUCAAAGCCCCCCUGCUGCAGUUUCCCCAUGCCUCGUGAAGACACGAAAAGACACCUCAACAGAGUCACUGCAGGAGCUGCUCACAUCGGACUCGGAGGGUAGCUGCAUGGGGCUGGGUAGCCCCAGAGAAAUGCAGUCACCAGUCUCUCAUGACAGAGCUGUGGAAGAGAGGGUCUUGUGUCAGAGAAUGAAGAUCCCACCCAAUACAAGGAAUGGCCUCCCACCUCCCCCCACCUCUAGUCCAAAAGAUACCCCAAAGAUCCUUCACAGACCUCCGCAUCCACCUCCAGUGUUGGAUCUUAGAGCCAUCAUGGACAUGGAAGCCAGCUCUGCGCAGACCCUCAAACCAGCUCCUAAAAGCCUAGCAAGUGUUGGUACUCUCUGCAAAUAUUCUCCUACUCCUAUGAAAUUGUCCCAAAAGCAAAGGAAGAUGUUGGCCUUGGCCAAUAAAGAGACCAGUGUGGACGCUACAGCAUCCAAACCCACCCCCACAGUCACACCAUCCAAAAACAGCAGUGGGAAGACCUGGUGAGUGUACUCCAGAAUCUAUCCAUCCAUUUUCAGUACAAUUUAUCCUGUUCAGGCUCACGGGUGUGCUCCAGGAUCAGAAGCACAAAUGGAGGUGGAAGAAAUUAACCUCAUGUCCAGUGCAUUUGUGAUUUCAAGUAUAAAACACAAUUUUUGUUACUUUUUUAUUCUGCAUUGAACCCUCAUAUACGAGGGUCAUUCAAUAAAUAAGGUGAAUUUUUCGGUAUAA
Messenger RNA from Hippocampus comes (tiger tail seahorse), 904 nucleotides. Its product is annotated as inhibitor of Bruton tyrosine kinase-like. NCBI's taxonomy places the organism in Eukaryota, Metazoa, Chordata, Actinopteri, Syngnathiformes, Syngnathidae. The record is from RefSeq and is a predicted model, not a curated record. The transcript has 5 exons. Bases 80 to 679 code for a protein of 199 amino acids.